AUGACGAGGAAAGACCUGCGCACUGCCGCAUGUGGUCGUGCGCUCGGCUCGCUGAGUCCGAAGCCGAGUGAUGAGAAUAGUCUGGCCUGGUUGGCCUGGUUCGAGGAGCGCCACCUGGCUGGACGCGUGCUGGCGCAGGUGUUUGCGGCCCACGACGUCAAGUUCCGAUCCACAGCUCAUUAUCCCACACUUCAACCCCCCUACCCCUCAAACCUCCUCACCAAGGGCGGCCUCAUUCACGAGGCAUUCGACAAUGCUCGGUUGGACGUCAACGAGCUCCGCGCAGGGGUCUCGAUGGAGAAGACUGGCCUCCCGGAGGACCCGAUAUCGGUGACGAUGUGCUCGGCCCUUAUUCAGGUGGCCAGUGACGUCCACACCGAGUUCCUCAAGGCCAAGGAGAACGGCAUUGAGCCAAGGGUCAUAAUACCCAUGACCAGCUCGCAGAAAACAACAACAACACCGCACAACCCAGCGAAUUAG
This is a messenger RNA of Vanrija pseudolonga, 480 nucleotides long. RefSeq lists its product as uncharacterized. The record is from RefSeq and is a predicted model, not a curated record. Lineage: Eukaryota; Fungi; Basidiomycota; Tremellomycetes; Trichosporonales; Trichosporonaceae. Bases 1 to 480 code for a protein of 159 amino acids. The transcript has a single exon.